Candida albicans SC5314 is the source of this 2421-nucleotide messenger RNA. RefSeq lists its product as uncharacterized. NCBI's taxonomy places the organism in Eukaryota, Fungi, Ascomycota, Pichiomycetes, Serinales, Debaryomycetaceae. The transcript has a single exon. The coding region runs from base 1 to 2421 and encodes 806 amino acids. The record is from RefSeq and is a predicted model, not a curated record.
AUGAAUAGUUUGACAAGAGGAGUACCACUACUACUAUUACUAUCUACAAGGUCAUUAUCCUCAAUAACAGCAGGAGCUUCAUCACGACGACGACGACGAGGAUCUUUGCCAAAUGAAAAGACGAUAUAUAACUUAACUGAUCAACAAGUGAAAAAAUAUUAUUAUUUAAUAAAGAUGAUUGAUCAUCAACAUCUGUAUUUAAUAAAUAAUACUACCACUAUUAGUAGUACUACUUGUAGUGAUAGGAAAUUAUUUGAUAAGAUAAAUUCAGAAUGGAGACAUAAAUCACAAUCAGAUCGAAUUAGAUUAAAAGAAGCAUUUGAAAAUAUUAUUUAUGAUAUGAAUCAACAUAAAACAAUUGAGAUCAUCACCACCAAUGAUAAUAAUAAUGAUAAUGAUAAUAAUAACCAUAGGGAUAUCAAUUAUAAAGAAUUUCAUAUAAUGCAAUAUAAGUAUAAUCAAAAUCAAGCUACAGGUGCAAUAUUCAGUCGGAAAAAUUUAUCAAGUAUGAAUUCUUCUUCAAUACUUAAAUAUUUCAUUUAUUCACAAAUCAAUGAUGAAAAUGGAUAUGGAAAUAAAAAUAAAAAUCAUUAUUAUUAUAAACAAGAUAAUGUUACAAAAUUGAAAAUCAUUAAUGAAAUAAAACGGAAACUAUGGAUUAAACUUUCAUCAGUACAAAAAAUUAAAAUUAUGAAACAAUAUUAUGAUUUAAUAAUGAAAGGGUAUGAAAUUGAUGAAAAAAAUGAUUAUCAAUUAAUCAAAAUAACUCAUGACAAGUUUAAUAUAAUGACGAAAGCAGGAGAAGAUGAUUGUUUUCCUAUCACCUCAAAAACAAAGAGUAAUAAAGUAAAAUAUAAUACAAAAUGGCCAACUUUGAUUAUCAAACAUAAUUUAACUACAGGAUAUUGUAAAAUUGAUGGAGUAUCAUUAUUAGAUGGAUGUAAUUAUUAUUUAUGGAAAAAUCUACAAAAUCUACAAAAUUUACAAAAUCUACAAAACUGUUUAAAUGAUUAUGAAAAAUAUCAAAUUUUGAAACAAAAUUGGAUAAAUUUAAACUCUAAAGAACAAUUACAAUAUCAACAAGAAUAUGAAAAUGUUUUAAAAUCAGGUAAAAUAUUACUUUUUGGAGAAUUAAAACCAAUUACACCUAAAUUGAUCGAGGAAUCCAAUGUUAUUAAAAUCAAAUAUACACCAAUAUGGGGUGAACAAUUUAAAUCAGUAUCAUAUAAAAAUCCUGUUAAAUUAGAAAAUUUACGAUUUUUAAUUAAUCAAACCGUUGGGAAUAUAAUUGUUGUUGGUAAAAGUAAAAGUAAAGGUAAAACUAAAACUAAAACUAAAACGAAAAACAAUCUUGAUUAUGAUUAUGCAUGGAAUUAUUAUCUUGCCAAAAGAUUAAAUCAAUUGGGUCAGAAUAUAGACAAUGUUAGUGAUAAUUACCAUUUAAUUGCCCAAGAAUGGGGGAAUAUGACAAAUGAAGAAAAAUCAAAUAUUGAUAAAGAAUAUGAUAAUUUAUUAUUAUCAGGUAAAGAUUAUUUAAAUGGAGAAAUUGUCACUAUAGAAAAAAAAAUAUCCCUAAUGAAUAAUAAUCAAGGCAAAGGCAAAGGUAAGAAUCUAAUUCAUGAAAUAUUUGGACAAGAUUUAGUAAUUCCAACAAAAUCAAGACGAGGACCAGGUGGUUAUAAAGUGAAAACUUCGAUCCCAGUAUUAAUUGAUCAAAAAUCAGGGAAAGGGAUAAUAUUAGAUGACAUAGAUUUAGUUUAUGCUUAUAAUUAUUAUCUUGGAUUAAUGUUAAGGAAAUUGGGCAACGGCAAGGACAAGGACAAAGACAAGGACCGUCUUCAUCAUACUGUGGAUAAUAUUUCACAAAUUGAAAAUCAAUGGAUUUUAAUGCUGCAACAAGAGAAAUUACAGUAUAAAUCAGAGUAUGAAUCAUUAUUACGUGAUGGGAAAGAUAUGCUUAAUGGAGAAAUAGUUUCAUUAAGGGAGAAAUUUGAAGCUAAUAAAACUAUAUCAUCAAAAAUAAGUGGUCAAGGAUUGAAAAGGGCAUUAUUCCCGAAAUCAAACAUUGAUUUUACCGUGAAACUGAUUUCAAGUGGAAGUGGUGGUGGUGGAAGUGGUGGUGAUGAUGGUGAGAUUGGGCAAGAUAAUCAUGACAAAACAGACAAAGAAUUUAUAUUCUAUGGAGAAUUGAGUGAUGAUAAAUUAUAUCAAUAUUAUAAAUAUCAUCGAUUACAAGAAUUACAAAGUACUACUAAACAAGAAGAAGAAGAAGAAGAAGAAGAAGAUCAAAUACAAGUAAUUGAAUCUGAAUGGGAUGAAAUGAAUGAACAAGAUAAACAAGAAAUACAAAAAGCUUAUGAAUUAUUAUUAAUAUCAGGUAAAGAUAUUAAAAAUAAUGAAUUAAUUGAUAUUGUCAAUUAA